AUCCGGAUUAAAAUAAUGACCCAUAAUAGAUUCUUAUCCUCCUCGGCCCCCAACACAAACAAAACACAACCCAAUCAGAUAACAUACACAGAUUCCCUCCCUCCAUCAGCCACUCCAACAAUGUCUCUCAACAGUGGCCGGAUUCUGUGCAACACACCCACCAUAACACCAUACACCACCCGCUUCCCUCUCAACCGUCCAUCAUCAUCAUUUCUUGUUUCACGUCCAAAAACCAGCACUAGUCUUGUUAUAGUUUCAGCUGCCAAGAAACUUAGAACAGGAAAGUUUGACAGCAAAAACAAAAGGGGGUCCACUUCAACCAACGAUGAUGAAAGUCUAAAUGAAUCAGCAGCAGUUGGGACAAUUGAUGAGGGGGAAGUUGAGAAUUAUGAUGGGUAUGUGUUGCCUGAUCUCCCAGGACUUGAGAAAGAUUUCUGGGAAGGCCCCGAAUGGGAUGGUUUCGGUUUCUUUGUCGAGUAUCUAUGGGCUUUCGGUAUCAUUUUCGCGUUAAUUUCUAGUGGAAUUGCUGUGGCAACAUACAACGAAGGCGCAACAGACUUUAAAGAAACUCCGGCAUACAAGGAAUCAAUCCAAUCACGAGACUUGUUAGAAGAACCUGAGGCAUCAAGUCCGGAUAUAUUUGAGUCCAACCCUACUGAAGAGGCUCCUAGUUUGGAAUAAGUAGUCCCUGGAUCAGCCAGUCACCUCUAAGUUGAGCCUGGAUUAUAUGUUGCUCAAAAAACACAACUUUUGCAAAGCAUAGCGAGUGUUGUUUAAGUUUAAGGUAAUGUAAUUUGAUGCAAAAAGCAAUUUCUUCUUUAAUGCACAAUAUAGACAUAUAGCUGUGGAAUUUAAAACUUUAGUUUAAACGACCAACGGUGGACGUGCGCCCAAGCUUUGAUACCCAGGCGCAAAAUAGUGUACAAAAUAAGAAUUUUAUGUUAUUCUAGUACAUAGCCAUUGUUACAGCG
This is a messenger RNA of Erigeron canadensis, 971 nucleotides long. RefSeq lists its product as uncharacterized. The record is from RefSeq and is a predicted model, not a curated record. Lineage: Eukaryota; Viridiplantae; Streptophyta; Magnoliopsida; Asterales; Asteraceae. The coding region runs from base 16 to 681 and encodes 221 amino acids. The transcript is spliced from 2 exons.